UAUUUAGUAUUAACAAGAAACAAAUACAGAUGAAAUAAAAGAGAUCGAGGUUGGUUUAAGCCUGAAAGCUCAGCCUCACAAGUUAUACCAGAUACCGGACUCUCUCCCUCUCUCUCUCUCUCACACACACACACGUCGGAUCGAUAGGGCUCCUCUGAGUAGUUCGUCAAUUGGAGGUUAACGAUGAGUCGUUCAGAAACUAUUAUCUUCGUUUAAAGAGACUAGAUCCUCUAAGUUUCUGUUCCGGGAGGCUAAAUGUACCCCAAUUAUACUUUGAGAAGCUAAUUGCAACCUGUUGCCCUCUUUUUGUCCUUUAGUACUUACUUUGUUUUCACUAAUAAGUUGAUAUCUGGAAGGAGAAUGCUGAACAACUUGAUGAUAUGUUAUUGGGUGGAGUCUAUACCAGAGAUGUAAAAUGCUUGUUUUGUAGUGGUCCUAGCUAGCUCCAACAUGUGGAAUUUUGCAUCCAACUGUCUGGCUGGAACUAGAGGGCUCAAGAAUGAUGUGCUGAAGCCAACACAAAAUUCAAUGGAUUGCUCUGAUGACGAUGUUUCUUCCCAUACUAGUAGAGAAGAAGGUUUGGAAUGUCCGAUAUGCUGGGAAUCUUUCAACCUUGUUGAAAACAUACCAUAUGUUUUGUGGUGUGGACACACACUAUGCAAAAACUGCAUCCUAGGACUACAACUGGCUGUUGUGAAAUUUCCCACUCUUCCUCUUCAGCUCCCACUCUUCAUAUCCUGCCCCUGGUGCAACCUCUUAUCACUUCGUCUAGUUUAUAGGGGGAACCUGAAAUUUCCUCGUAAGAACUUCUUUCUUCUGUGGAUGCUUGAGAGCAUGAACGGUGAUAGAGGGAAACCUCAUUCCACCAACUGUGGGGAUCAUCAGGGGGUCUGUCCAUCUAGCACGAGAUUGAUGGGGAAUACCGAGAGAAGCGCCAAUUAUUUCCAUCUUUCCGAACAAUCAGGUUCAAGUCAUGAUGUAAGUCAGUUCAAUAGUUAUCAUCCCUUGGAAAGGCUGCAUUUGUCCCUCAGGAAGUCCCUUGUUUUCUUCGUUCAUCUGACAGCCAAAUUUCCCCUGGUCAUCUUUUUUCUUCUCAUCAUAUUGUAUGUAAUACCAGCCAGUGCUGCCAUCUUGGCACUGUACAUAGUCAUCACAGUCGUCUUCGCCCUUCCAUCCUUCCUCAUUCUGUACUUUGCUUAUCCGAGCUUGGAUUGGCUCGUGAGAGAGAUUGUCACUUGAGAAAUCCUCUCCUCGUUUUCCUUUUGCUCUAUGGAAUCCAUCUCUCUUUGAAUCUUUCACAAUGCCAAGUCAAUAAUACUGUUUCAGGUUCUGGAAGGUUCAACAACCUCCCAGAUUGCUGAGUUAGUGUUUAUCUCUGUAGCAGCUCCAUGAGUAGCUGUGCAGUUCUUCUUACAGGUACCCUUUUGUUUAAAGGUCAUUCGAGCUUUUCUUGGGAAUAGGGUCUGGGUUAGUUCAGCGCCAGAGGUGCUCGAACAACGGCUCGAGGCAUUUUCUAGAAGUGUCAUCUGUGUAUAUAUUUGUGGAUGGUGGUUUUAGCCAUGAAUGAUGGCUGAUUUUGACAAUGGACUCUCUCUCUCUUUAUUUAUGGUUUUCUCAACUUAUUACCUCUAUUUGGGACUCUACAUGUACUCAAUUAUUUAUUGUGUACAUAAGUUAGGACAAUUCUCUCAGUUUAGAGCUAGUGCUUUGCUAUUUCUUUUCUUAAAGUUUAGAUGGAGCUUCAUUGCAAGCAUGAUUCUAGUACGGUUUGUAAAUGAGUCAAGUGGAACAAUUUGAUGUUUGUAGCAUGAUUCAAGCAUAAUUUACUUAUUUAGCUAUUUUUCUGA
This is a messenger RNA of Salvia miltiorrhiza (redroot sage), 1847 nucleotides long. RefSeq lists its product as uncharacterized. The record is from RefSeq and is a predicted model, not a curated record. The coding region runs from base 451 to 1239 and encodes 262 amino acids. The transcript is spliced from 3 exons. NCBI's taxonomy places the organism in Eukaryota, Viridiplantae, Streptophyta, Magnoliopsida, Lamiales, Lamiaceae.